AUGGAGACGGCCAUGAUCCUCUCUGAGGACCAGAAGAUCACGCUUAAGAAGCUCAAGGCGUUGAUCGGGAACGAAAAAGUGGCUCUUAGAAUGUUGCAAGGCCCAGACGCACUUCGGGCACGUCUCGAGGUCUUCUCGUACUUUGAGUCCACGUUGAACUGA
This is a messenger RNA of Peronospora matthiolae, 162 nucleotides long. Lineage: Eukaryota; Oomycota; Peronosporomycetes; Peronosporales; Peronosporaceae. The record is from the annotation of a GenBank genome assembly.